This is a messenger RNA of Lepisosteus oculatus (spotted gar), 6055 nucleotides long. RefSeq names its product leucine-rich repeat and fibronectin type III domain-containing protein 1-like protein. NCBI's taxonomy places the organism in Eukaryota, Metazoa, Chordata, Actinopteri, Semionotiformes, Lepisosteidae. Gene Ontology annotation, molecular function: protein binding. The record is from RefSeq and is a predicted model, not a curated record.
CAUUCCAGAUCUGUGGGCAGCGUUUGUGUCAGGCCAAUCAGAGUUUUCCCACUGCAGGCUCUUGACAGCACGAGCAAGAAUACGACCGCACAUUUUCUGUAAAGUGCUUUCAGGAUCUCAGGAUUUGUAGAUAACUCCAUCCCCCCUCAGAAGGCCAACUGGAAGCAUUUCAGAGAAUGUGUGUGUGUGUGGGGGGGGGGGGUGGUACUGCAGCCUGUUUUAUAUAUAAAACUGCUUGAAUUAAGCAAAUAGCUCAAGCAUAACAAAAAGAGCCAGAUCACAUUUCAAUAUCAUUUAUAUUGUACAUGUAAAUUUACAAAUGGACAUGCAGUCCCAUGGGCAAGUCCAAUCCCAGCAUCUACCUUUAAUUAAAAUACUCAUGUAUGGUGUUUAUGAUAUGGCCACUAUCCAUAUUCAGCUUGUUAGUGGUUAGCUUUGAAAAACAUGCCAUGACUCAUACUUGGCUCAUAAAGUCAUACAUGAUAUGAUAACAGGCGUUAAUAAAAAUUAUUCUUUUUCAUUUCUUUUCAAUUACCAUGCAUUUAAGGCUGUAAUUAGUAUUAACCACGACUGAACACUAAGUCACACAGUAUUGCCGCUUAAGGCAGAGGCUGCAGCAGGUACGAUAUUCACCAUGCUUAUUAUUGUCGUUCUUAUUACAUUGCACAGUGGUUCUCUAUACGGCGCAGGAAAAAAAAACCGCUCGUUUUUUUUAAAAAACACGUUCCUGGCAAGUUUUCUUUUUUUUUCUGUGCACAAAUAUGGAUCAACCAGCGCAUUUCAAAAGUACAGUAGAAUUUCAGCACACGUGACUGAAAGUGUGCCGAUUUAUAUGCAGAUACGAGGGCAUCCCCUCCCUCUGCACAUCGAGAUAAUGUCUCUCUCUCCCGCCGUCUCUGGGUACAAGCGCGCAAAACCGGACCUUCGUUUUCGCUAAAAAUUAAAAUCGAACCCUCUGUUCGUUUAUUCAGCGUUUUAAUAGACGCCGAUGAUAGAUUCUCAAAUACGCAUCUGAUGGGAUGGCUCUGAACUAGCUGGGUGACAGGUUCGCCUGGGGAUGGGAGCAGUGCCCCGCAGCGACUGCGGUACAGUGUUAUUAGGAGAGGAAAGGAGCGCGAGGCUGGGAGUGCCAGGAGAACUUGCGCGCGCUGAGGUGCUCUUCAGCCAGGCUCGCCCUCGCCUUCCAGGGCUGGUCCGACGGAUUGCUGCACAUCCUUCCCUCUAUCCGUCACAGGCUGCGCUCCUCGGCGAGGAAUGACGAGGACCGUCAUCGGAAACGCUGCGAGCAGAUACGCAUAGGCUUCGGUGCCUACUGUACAUGGGCUUCGCCUUCUUCUGGGAUUAAAGAAAACGGGCGCCGAAGAUGCAUUUGGUUUACAACACACACUGAAAGAAAGAGCACGUCUUCCCCUGGAUCUGCCUUCUAAUCAACGAGAAAUACACUCUGUCCUCUACGUUUGGACUUACAAAAGUUCAAGGUUAAUGUCACGAUUUGAUGAGAGCCUUAUCGGAGACGCUGGGCUGUUGUAGCGUUUAAAUUCUUUGAACACCCCUGAUUCUCAACUUGCAUUUUUUUUUUAAAUCUUUGAACGUCCUACCCAAUACGGAAUAUAUCUUUGUCCCGCUAUGGCACUUUCUGUGGUGAUUUCUUAAACGCAUCUUUUUUAUCGUUGUUCUUAACUAGGAGGAGGGUGACUGGCGAAGCAUCGCCCGGUUGCACUGAAGCUACUGGACAAGGACAAGGCAACCCGUCCGAGAGACAGUUUGCAGUUCUCACGCAGCCUGCCGUGUGCAAUGAUUAACUGAAGCCGACAGCGAGACACGGCUCGGGCGUACAUUGCUUUGCUCCUCGUCUUUUCGGGAAGCGAGUUGUUGUUAGAGAGGCAAGCCUCCGCGGGCAGGUACAGUACGCGCAUUUGAAUCCCGCCGUGAAUCUCAGCAUUGUAUGCCUCUACAAACCAACUCCGAUGCCAGUCCUUCUCUCGCGCCGCGUUACAGCACCCUGCGCUGCUCCCGGCUGCAGCUCUGAGUGGGUACAGCAGAACCUCUCGCAGUAAGAGACGCGUCUACACUGGGCGCUGUAAAGCAGCCCUCGCUCGACCUGGGGACAGUCCCUGCAGCACGGAGGAUCUUCGGGAGUGGGGUGCGGAAGGAAGCUAGCAAUGGAGAGACUGCUCAUCUGCUUGGUCAUGCUCAGCGCCCCAGCCUCUGCCAUGCUCUGCCCAAAGAGAUGCAUGUGUCAGAACCUCAUGCCUUCCUACACUGUGCUCUGUGCCAAGACUGGGCUCCUCUUCGUGCCGCCCACCAUCGACAAGAGGACAGCGGAGCUGCGGCUCAUGGACAAUUUCAUCACCACUCUGAGGAGAAAGGACUUUGCCAACAUGACCAGCCUCAUCCACCUGACCCUUUCCAGGAACACCAUUAGCCAAAUAAUUCCCUACACCUUCUCUGACCUCCAGGAACUACACGCGUUGCACCUGGACAGCAACCGCUUGACCACCCUCAAUGACAGCCACUUCCAAGGACUCAUCAACCUGCGCCACCUGAUCCUCAGCAACAACCAGUUACAGUCCAUUGCCGAGGGCUCUUUUGAGGAUUUCCUGGAGACCCUGGAAGACUUGGAUCUGUCCUACAACAACCUGGUGGACAUUCCCUGGGAUACCAUCAGCAGGCUGGUCAGUGUCAACACCCUCAGCCUGGAUCACAACCUCAUUGAGUUCGUCCCCGAGGGGAUCUUCUCCAACCUCCACAAGCUGGCCCGCUUGGACAUGACCUCCAACAAGCUCAAGAAGAUUCCUCCCGAUCCCCUCUUCCUCAGGAUUCCCGUUUACGCCAAAACAAAGGGAUCCCCCCUGUCUGCUCUGGUGCUCAGCUUCGGGGGGAAUCCUUUGCACUGCAACUGUGAGCUGGUGUGGCUCCGGAGGCUGACCAGGGAAGACGACCUGGAGACUUGCGCCUCGCCGCAGGAGCUGAUGGGGAAAUACUUCUGGACCAUCAAGGAGGAGGAGUUCAUCUGCGAACCACCUAUGAUAACCAGGCACACCUCCAAGAUGUUUGUCAUGGAAGGCCAGGAGGUGAGUCUGAGGUGCAAAUCCAUUGGGGACCCAGAGCCGACCAUUCACUGGGUCAGUCCCGAAGGCAAGCUGAUUGCCAACACCACCAGGACCACCUGCUACGAGAACGGGACCCUGGACAUCCUCACCACCACCAUCAAGGACUCCGGCAUCUUCACCUGCAUUGCCUCCAACGCGGCCGGAGAGUCCACUGCCCCCGUGGAGCUCAUCGUCAACCCUUUUCCCUAUUUCAACCCCAAAAUCGAACCUGAGCCGGGACCCUCAGACUUCCCCACAUCCAUUAAAUCCAAUGUGACCAACUCCAGGCAGGACCAGAGGGUCAUGGUGACCGAGGUGACGUCUUCGUCAGCCACCAUCAAGUGGAACCCCCAGAACCACAUUCCAGGGAUACGGAUGUAUCAGAUUCAGUACAAUAGCUCCUUAGACCGAAUCCUCAUCUACAGAAUGAUCCCUGCCUCCGGCAAUCUGUUCCUGCUCAGUGACCUGGCCUCCUCGCGGGACUACGAUCUGUGCGUGCUGGCCGUGUACGACGACGGGAUCACCUCCCUGACCGCCACCAAGCUGGUUGGCUGUGUGGCCUUCACCACUGAGAAGGAGUACAGGCAGUGCCGCUCCAUCCAUGACCAGUUCCUGGGCGGCACCAUGAUCAUCAUCAUUGGGGGCAUCAUCGUGGCCUCUGUGCUGGUCUUUAUCUUCAUCCUGCUCAUGAAGUACAAGGUGUACAACAACCACUACAAGCAGAAGCAGGCCAAGGUCAGCAACGUCUGCUCCCAGACCAACGGCAGCCAUGGGGGAGGGUCCUCCUCUUCCUCGGGUAAACUGGCGGAGAAAUAUGACGUUCAGACUCAGGAGAGCUACGGCGGCACCCUCAAAGGCACCACGGUGGUGGACUUGAACCCCAAUUACGGGAAAGCAGUUACCGAGGACGACGACGUAUCGCAAUAACACAAGGAGAUCCGUUGGUGCUCAGUUUCCUGCUGCCUUACGAAGGAUUAUCGGGUGUCCAAGGUGAGGUCUGUGCUGACGCAAGACUUUUGAAAGACCGAGAGCCGAGCUCACAUGCUGACCUGUAAAUGAAACAGAUCAGAGCGGGAAUCGGUUUUGCAUCCUCCACAAGGGACAGCUCCCACAGAAGAAACAAGCAACAGCCCUAUUUCCAUGCUCCAUCAGUCUUGUAACAUGAGACGAAGGGAAUGGUCCCAGGACACAAUCUCUGUGUGAUUUAGUUAUUCAAAUCUGCCAAGUGAUUGAAAUAGUAACAAAAUAUUAGUUGAUUUUCCAUCAGAUCAAAAUAAUUCAGAUUCUGCUAGGUUGCUCUCCUGGGAGAGAUGAUUCGCCCUGCACUGACAAUGCACAGCUGCAGUGAUUCAUCCCAGAGGUGUCUCUUAAGUCUUUUAACAUUGAUUUGCCUGAAAAAUUGUAGCAUCCUGCUUUGGGCUCUUCAAGCACUAUAAAAUGGUGGAUUAUAUAAAUGACGAUAAAUGAAGGCAUAAUCAGAUCCUCAUGCAACUCAGCCAAGUUGACUGAGCUCACAGAAGUGAAGAUGAAGCGGUGAGAGUCCUGGAAAGGAUAAAGAAGAUUGCAGGAUGAGAAUAAAACGUUUCUUCCGGACCUCUGGGUUAGAGACAGAGGCUGUCUUACCCCACACACCCCUGCCUUCUGGUCUCAUGAAACUCCUCCACCCCUACAGGUGCGGCAACCCAACACAUCACCAAUGUUCCGGUGACUGCCGAUCUUUUCCACUGCAUUCUAAACACAAGCAGAAAAAAAUAAAGAAAAUCAUCCCACCUUCAGGAAUACACCUCCUUCUCAUCUCUCUGUCCGCGCUGAGGAAGACGUAGAUGGAAUAGGAUAUAGUUUUGAUGCUGGUCUGCGCUGGCCUGGCUGGAGUCCUUCUGUUGUCAAGCCAUUAUGCAAAGGCUACAAACUGAAUGCCAAGCCAGGAACAGCUAAGAGCUGUGGAUCAGGAUAACUAACUUGGCCAAGAAAAGGAUCUAAAAUCUACUUGUGAAUCACAUUCAAGUGCACAUGCACUGAAGAGGCUCUGGAAGAGCAUUUUACAGUGUAGCACAAAGUGAAUUUAGGGCACUUUAUAUGGUUUGAUUGUUUUUUUGUCAAGGUCGCUAUCACACAAACAGAAGAAAGGAAUAAUAAAGGUUUCUGUGGGGCAAAUGGUUUUGAGCAGCUCCACCCCAGACUUAUAAAUGUGGAACAUGUAUGAAGUUUCAUCUGAAGUGCGGCUGUCGAAAAAAAAAAGUCUCACAGCUUUGUUUACCAACCAACCAACAAAGACUUUUUUUGUGAAAAUGAACAAUUGGACCCAAGCACUUUGUGAAACAAGCAGAAAUGUACAUACAGGGGCACCGGACUGGGGCAUUAAACUGUGUUGCUUGUUCUGACUUUGAACUGUCAGUCUGACCCUUUUAUAAGAAGCCACAGAUGCAAAUGUAACAAAAAACACAAUUUUCUACAUACUGACAGGCACCCAGAUACAAUAUGGACAGAAGACAGUGACAUUUUUUAAGACAUUGACUGUGUAAGUAUGUGGAUGUGAAUUACACCUUUGACCAUUUCUGAUUUGGUACAGUAUCUGUAUUUUUUCUUUCAAUUAUAAAACAAUAACAAUCACAGAUUGAAUUUUAUGCUUUCAUAGGUAUAAGAUGUGGAUUUAUAUAGAAUAAAAUAUUUUUCUAUAGCCGAGUUGUUACAAGCCUGCUUUGCUUUGAUGUCGUGAUCAGGAAAAGAAGGUGACCGACGCGCGGGUGCAUUUUAGGCCUUCACGCUUGCGCUGUCUGCAAACUAAGCAGCCACGCAUUUGAGAUCAGGACUUGCUGGAGUUGCUUUAUCUCUUUACAGUGUAGGGUAAAAAUCCACUGGAGACCUUUUUGCUGAGCAGAAAAGGAGUUUAUUGUAUAUUUGGCCAAAGGGAAGCACCCUCCUUGUUAUUAGAAGGCCAUGACUGGUAAAGCCCAGGGGGGGAU